Molecule: messenger RNA, 591 nt
Organism: Liolophura sinensis
Lineage: Eukaryota; Metazoa; Mollusca; Polyplacophora; Chitonida; Chitonidae
Product: histone H1-delta-like
Exons: 1
Coding region: 1-591 (196 amino acids)
Biological process (GO): negative regulation of DNA recombination; nucleosome assembly; chromosome condensation
Cellular component (GO): nucleus; nucleosome
Molecular function (GO): double-stranded DNA binding; nucleosomal DNA binding; structural constituent of chromatin
Source: RefSeq, a predicted model, not a curated record
AUGACUGACACGGCUCCAGCUCCUGUCGUCCAGAAGGUGAAGAAGGCCACCAAACCCAAGAAGCCAGCUGAGCACCCGAAAUACAGCGAGAUGGUGAUAGCCGCUCUCAAGGACCUGAAAGAGAGAGGAGGAUCAUCUAGGAGCAAGAUCUUGAAGUACAUCGUCACAAACUACAAAGUUGGAGACGAGAAGACCGUUAACACACACCUGAAGCUUGCCCUGAAAAGUGGCGUCCAGUCCGGUAUGUUGAAACAGACUAAGGGUACUGGGGCCACGGGAUCUUUUAAGCUCGGAGAAGCCGCCAAGAAAGCCCCAGCCAAGCCAAAGAAACCUGCCGUCAAGAAACCAGCAGCCAAAAAGCCAGCUGCUAAGAAGACAAAAUCACCAAAGAAAGUCACAAAGAAAUCAACUGCAAAGAAACUGAAAUCUCCGGCCAAGGAAGUCACGAAGAAGGCGAAAUCUCCAAAGAAAGUUGCGAAAAAACCGGCGUCUAAGAAACCCACCAAAUCUCCAAAGAAAGCAGCAUCCAAGAAACCGGCAACCAAGAAGCCCGCAGCUAAGAAGCCAACAGUCAAAAAGAUAAAGGCUUAA